This is a messenger RNA of Cololabis saira (Pacific saury), 1646 nucleotides long. RefSeq names its product acyl-CoA thioesterase 7 (gene acot7). Lineage: Eukaryota; Metazoa; Chordata; Actinopteri; Beloniformes; Belonidae. The record is from RefSeq and is a predicted model, not a curated record. Bases 25 to 1206 code for a protein of 393 amino acids. Gene Ontology annotation, molecular function: long-chain fatty acyl-CoA binding. The transcript has 11 exons. Gene Ontology annotation, cellular component: cytosol; nucleoplasm; extracellular exosome. Gene Ontology annotation, biological process: acyl-CoA metabolic process; palmitic acid biosynthetic process.
GUUAGAUGAGGAACAGACAAAACAAUGCGCCACUGUUGGAACCGUUUACGUGGUCUCUGCUGCCCUCUUCAGGUGAAACCAGCGGCCCCCCCACCCGGACACACAGUGACCAGUGCGGGAGGAGUCACAUUUCCCUCCACAUCACACAGGAAUCUCGUUGCAUCCCGAGAGCUCAUCAACACCAUGUCGCAGACGCACGAUGCACCUUCCUCCCUCCAACUAUGCAGGAUAAUGCGGCCAGAUGAUGCCAACAUUAUGGGUAACGUCCAUGGUGGCAUCAUCCUCAAGAUGAUCGAGGAAGCUGGAAACAUCGUGGGAAGCCGGCACUGCAACACACAGAGCGGGCAGGACAAUUGUGUGGCAACGCUGGCGAGGGUGGAGAAGACCGAGUUCCUGUCCCCCGUGUUCAUCGGUGAAGUUGUCCACGUCUCGGCAGAGAUCACUUACACCUCCAUGCACUCCCUGGAGGUUCAGGUCAACGUCAUGGCUGAGAACAUCUUCACAGGUGCAAAGAAGCUGGCCAACAAGGCAGCACUCUGGUACGUUCCCUGCUCUCUGAAGAACGUCGACAAGAUCAUGGAGGUGCCACCCAUUAAGUAUGCCAGUGCAGAACAAGAGGAGGAGGGCAGAAAGCGAUACGAAGCCCAGAAGAAUGAGAGACUGGAGACGAAAGCAAGAGUUGAGAAAGUGAUGCCACCUCUGCCAAACGCAGAGGAUGCACCAAAAGAGCGUUACACUGUUGGCUUCAGCCAGUCCAGUCUGAUCCAUCUGGUGAGCCCUUCAGACUGCACACUACUCGACUACGUUCAUGGAGGUGUGACCAUGAAGCUGAUGGAUGAGGUCGCUGGGAUUGUGGCAGCUCGACACUGCGGCACAUUUAUCGUCACUGCGUCUGUGGAUGCCAUUAACUUCCAUCGCAAGAUCAAGAAAGGCUGCGUGGUGACGGUGACGGGACGGCUCACGUUUACCAGUGCCAGAUCUAUGGAAAUUGAAGUGAUGGUAGAUGCGACUUCCCUGGUGGAGGAAGACAACGGGAAAUAUCGUGCCGUUUCAGCUUUUUUCACCUUCAUCUCCCUGGAUAAGGACAAUAAGCCUCUGCCUGUCCCCCCUCUUAAGGUUGAAGGAGAGGAGGAGCAGAGACUUUUCGAAGAGGGCAAAGCACGUUACCUCAACAAUAAAGCAAAGAGAAUGAAGGAGCGCCAGUAGUGACGACGGCUCACUGCAAUCAAACACCUGCAACAAUAAUAUCAAAUAAACCACACACAAUCUCCACAGUAGGAAGGAAUUAAAAUCCCCUUCCUCACGUUCUGUGACUUAACGCCUUUUGAAUUUAAAUCUGUUAUUUUUAUUUCUUGCAGUGUAAUGCAUUAAUUUGUGUACAGUAUAUAUGUAAUAGUACAUAUUUAAUUUUAGAACGAAUGCACUUAAAUUCAUGAAAUUUAUUCUGAUCGCUGUCAGCGUGAAGUGACACACUGAUUGUCUGCAGAGGCAAAAAUAGUAUUUUGUUUGCAGAACCUCUUUAACUCUAAGGACUAAAUGAUGAUAUCACUGCAACGGGAUACUCUCAGCGCAAGGGAAAGUAUGAAUAAUGAGUGAUUAAUAAUUAAUAAAAAGAUCCAAGUGUGAGUCUCAAGCUCUCGCCUCGU